AUGGUACUAAAAACAAUAGAAUAUGAUUAUUUGUGUAAAAUUGUUGUUAUUGGAGAUUCAGGAGUAGGAAAAUCAAAUCUAUUAUCAAGAUAUAAUAAAAAUGAAUUUAGUGUCGGAAAAUUAUCAACAAUAGGUGUUGAAUUCUCAACCAAAACAUUAAAAAUUGAUAAUAAAUUAAUAAAACUUCAACUUUGGGAUACUGCAGGUCAAGAAAAAUAUAAUUCUAUAACGGAAUCAUAUUAUAAAGGAGCUAUUGGGGCUUUAAUUGUUUAUAAUAUUGCUGAUAGAAAUUCAUUUAAUAACCUUGAAAAAUGGUUAAAAAAAUUUAGAGAAAAUGCACAUCAAGAUUAUGGAAUAAUGUUGGUAGGUAAUAAAAGUGAUUUAAAAGAAUAUCGUGAAGUUUCAACAUUAGAAGGUAAACAAUUUGCUGAAAAACAUUAUAUGCAAUUUAUUGAAACAUCUGCAUUAGAUUCAAAUAAUGUUGAAACUGCAUUUAAUAAUUUAUUUAAUUUUAUUUAUUAUAGUUUAUUUAAAAAUAAAACUAUGACUUUGGAUAUUAAUAAUAAUGGUAAUAAUAACAGCAAUAUAAUGGUUGGUGAUUGUGAACCAAUUCAAUUUGAUCAACGAUAUACAAUUAAUAAACCAGUAUAUGAUUGUUGUUAA
This is a messenger RNA of Dictyostelium discoideum AX4, 663 nucleotides long. It is a transcript of the gene rab11B, whose product is annotated as Rab GTPase. The coding region runs from base 1 to 663 and encodes 220 amino acids. The transcript is spliced from 3 exons. Gene Ontology annotation, cellular component: plasma membrane. Gene Ontology annotation, molecular function: GTPase activity; GTP binding. The record is from RefSeq and is a predicted model, not a curated record. NCBI's taxonomy places the organism in Eukaryota, Evosea, Eumycetozoa, Dictyosteliales, Dictyosteliaceae.